UGCAAUCAGCUUUUCUCCUGUAAUCCCCGUGAACCGAACGAGUCAGUCGGAUAACAUCUUCCGGUGGCUGCAUAGAGAAUACAUAGGCUUGAUGGGAUAUGUAAUCAUUUCUUGUAGGUAAUUUACCUUAUCCAUGAAAACAAUCUCCAAUUGGACUUCGCUCUCUUCCUUUCUUCCCACUGGCAAUGGGCUGUGAGACUUCGUGGCUGAGCAGCGCCCAUCUGCCGCUGGCCGCGUUGGCUCUUCGCCGCCCUUACAGACGUUGGCGCUUGCCGGUCUGCAGCGCUGGAGAAACCCCGUACGCGCCAGUGCCCAAGGAUCGUCGCUGGUAUAAUCCCGAGAGGAGGAGAAGGUUGUACAACUUGAAGCCCGUACGCCGCUGGAUCGAAGCCGAGGACUUAUCACUGUCCGAUUCCACCGAUUCCAGAAAUGACAGAUUUGUGCUUGUAUCAUAUAACAUAUUGGCAGAUAAGAAUGCUUCACAUCACAGAGACCUUUAUUGGAAGAUUCCUUUUGAUGUUAUGAAAUGGGACUCGAGGAAAGGGCUCAUUUUCCAGGAAAUUUGCAGAUGGAAUGCUGAUAUAGUGUGUCUUCAGAUUGCCUCGUUUCUGGUAUUUCAGGAAGUAGAUAGAUACGAGGAUAUCUUGAUGAAUAUGAAGAAAAAAGGAUAUGCUGGUAGUUAUAAGGGACGCACAGGGCUGGCCAAGGAUGGAUGUGCAAUAUUCUGGAAAGUAAAGCGGUUUCGCUUACUUGAGGAAGACUACAUCGAGUUCAGUGCCUUUGGUCUUCGUGAUAAUGUUGCUCAGCUAUUUGUAUUUGAGAAGCGUGAAGCUGAUCCAAGGAGAUUAGUGGUUGGCAACAUCCAUGUGCUUUUCAAUCCAAAACGUGGAGAUAUUAAGUUGGGUCAGGUUCGAUUACUGUUGUCAAAGGUCAAUGCUCUUUCAGAAAAAUGGGAUAACAUUCCUGUUGUGCUUGCUGGUGAUUUUAACAGCACCCCUGAAAGUGCAAUAUAUGAAUUCUUGUCAACCUCAGAGCUAGAUAUUGCUGCACAUGAUAGAAGAUAUAUAUUUGGACAAGAUAGAUGUGAGUUUGCUCUAUAUGAUCUGCCUAGCUUUCUAAAGUUUCAUUGGACUGAUGAGGAGUUGAAAAAUGCGACUGGGCAAUCAAAAUGUACAAAACUUGAGCAUCCGUUGAAGCUGCAUAGCGCUUAUGCUAGUGUUAAAGGUAAUGCAAGGACAAGGGGUCGUCAUGGCGAACCGCUAGCUACCACCUAUCACUCUAAAUUUCUUGGAACGGUUGACUAUAUUUGGUACUCAACUGGACUUGCAUGUACGCGGGUUUUAGACACUAUUUCCAUUGACAUAUUACGAAAGCUAGGCGGUCUGCCAAGUAAGGAGAUGGGAAGCGACCACAUAGCCCUGUUGUCCGAGUUCAUCUUCAAAGAAUGCAGGGACUUAGAAUUACAAGGCCCAGCCAACAGUUCAACAGAGGAAGACACAACUCACUGAAAUGAUUACUUUGAGCUGAUACAAGGUUCUGAGUUUUUAACUUCGGAUAGGAUAAAAAUUUAAGGGAAAAAGGAAAGUUGGAGAACAGAAGCCCAACCAAGUUGAGCUUGUAUCAGAUUAAACACCACUGAUAUAUUUAUGCAUCUGGAGGUGCUGUUGUGGUUGAAUCCUUCUGAGUGUCAUGAGACAUUACUCCAUAGUGCUGUAGUUCCGGUAACCAGGGCCAUAUCUGUUGCUCAUGAUGCCAGCAUGUAGCAGGAUCAGGUAAAGCAGCGGUGUGAAUGUCAAAAUAAUGAUAAAUGCCUCCAAAGUCCUCUGCAACAUUUAAACACAAUACAUGUUUGAGAACAAUUUUAAUCCAUGCUUUAUGAAUGAUUGGAGUACUUAAAAGUACCAGACGUCUCCCUCGAUUUCCCAAAUUGAUAUGCUUGCAUGCAAGACUGCAGAACCCGAAGAGAAAAAAAUUGUGACCUUGUCAGUUAAUGGUAAUAAUCAUCUCGGCUUUAGUCAACAUGUAAAAAAAAUAACAAAUUGUGGAAACUCAAUUGUGGAGAUGGGAUAGGUUUUGGUUUUGUCUCUAUGACUGAUAUUUCAGAAAGAUGCGUUUUUAUCUGUGAA
Messenger RNA from Elaeis guineensis (African oil palm), 2126 nucleotides. NCBI's taxonomy places the organism in Eukaryota, Viridiplantae, Streptophyta, Magnoliopsida, Arecales, Arecaceae. The record is from RefSeq and is a predicted model, not a curated record.